Messenger RNA from Pelagomonas calceolata, 1279 nucleotides. Lineage: Eukaryota; Pelagophyceae; Pelagomonadales; Pelagomonadaceae. The record is from the annotation of a GenBank genome assembly.
GGCCAUGGCCUUGCAAAGCUGAUAAAAGCGACGCGACUCGCGCCCACGCAGCCCCGAGGCGUUCGCUGGUACAAGGAUAGGGUGUCCCAAAAAUACUCCAUGGUCCUCACGCAGUGCGCCGCCUGCGCCACCGAGCUUGGGCUAAGCUUGGGCAAGAAAUGUGGCCGCUGCAGCACGCGCUAUUGUGGGCCUGAAUGCCAGGUGCAGCAUUGGAAAGAAGGCGGCCACGACAAGCUCUGCAAGAAAAUUAAAAAAGCAGGCGGCGCCGAGCAGUUUCGUGCGAAUCAGAAGUGCACGGAGGCCGUCGCUGUCGCGGCGGAGGCGUGCGCGGAGGACACCAAGGGGCAGACGUGCUACAUCUGCACACAAGCGCUCCAUUGGAAAACGAAGGAGGGUCUCGUGCGCGGGUGCGCGUGCCGCGGGACGUCGGGCGUUGCGCACGUGUCGUGCCUGGCGGAGCAGGCGAAGAUUUUGGUCGCGGAGGCCGAGGAGAACAAUUCAGACGACUUACAGUGGCAUCGGUGGAACACAUGUAGCCUGUGUGAGCAAAAGUACCACGGCGUCGUGCGGUGCGCGCUCGGGUGGGCGUGCUGGCGGACGUACGUGGGGCGGCCGGAGGUGGACUGGGCUCGGCGCGACGCGAUGAUGCAGCUUGGGAACGGUUUAGCCGAUGUAGACCACCACGAGGACGCAUUGCCUGUGCGAGAAGCCGAGUUGGCUAUUCACCGACGCCUUGGCCUACCAGAAGAAAACAUUCUCGGCGUGCAGACCAAUCUUGCACUUACGUAUUCAUGCCUAGGACGGAAGGAAGAGUCCCUGCGCAUGCGACGAGACGUAUACUAUGGACGUCUGAAGCUCCAUGGCGAAGAAAAUGAAUCAACCCUCGAAACUGCCAACAACUAUGCGUGGGGUCUUUGUGGCCUAAAGCGCUUCGAAGAAGCCAAGGCACUGUUGCGCAAACCGAUGCGCGUGGCACGUCGUGUUCUUGGAGAGAAUCAUGAACUCACGCUCGUGUUGAGCUGGGCUUACGCGAGGGCGCUCUACAGUGCCGAAGGCGCCACGCUCGACAAUCUCCGCGAGGCCGUGACGACGCUCGAGAAGACGGAACGGAUCGCGCGGCGCGUGCUCGGUGGCGCGCACCCGACCACGACGGGGAUAGAUGAUCAUUUGCGAAACGCGCGAACCGUGCUCCGCGCCCGCGAGGCGGGUCAUCGGGUUAUUUUUACCGACGCAGUAGUAUAAAUUAGCUGUUAAAUAUACCCAAGCAAGAAGACGAAAA